UACACGACGGCGGUCGCCCGCCGACCGAAUCAGACGCGUUUCGGCAUUCGCACGUUUACAAACAAAUCGCUGCGCGACCAACCCCAAAACACAUCUUAUCAUCAAAAAUAAUAUUAAUAUUAUUUCGAAAAGCUGACAUUUACUAAAAAUUACUAAUUAAUUAUUGAAAGUGGCGUGAUUUAUUUUUUUAAACUAAAAGUUUGAGUGAGUGACACUCACUGAAGAAGAACCUGAAGGACGACUUCGAGUUGAGUUUGUUUGCAAAACUAACUUUCGAGUGUUCGGAUUGAGAGCAAAGUGAUUGUGGCGACGAGAUCGAGAAGUACUUUAAUUGAAAUUAUACAACGUGUGCAAACUGGAUGAUACAUGGACCGUUGCGGUAUAUGGCCACUUAAAAAUCGCUUAAAAUGUAAUUAAGUUAAUGUCGGUGGCACGCUUGGGUGGCGGAGGACGAGUAAUGGCGUAAUUAAAAUGGACUACAUCAAGCUGCAUCAUCUGUGGCGGCCGCUGGCGGCGAUCACCACCGACAAGAUGGGCGGCUACGACCAACCGCAUCGAUCGUUAAUCGUCGGAUCCAGCCACCACCGCAACGAUCUCGACCUGCACAAUAACGAUGCCAAUGAGGUGCGUUUCGCCAGCACGCUGACGACGCGCACCACCGAUGCGACAACUUCCGGUGCGGCGUCGAGUUUUCUCGCCAGCACGACCACAGCGGCGAGUGGGAUGCUAGGUGAGCUGGACGAUGAGCUAUGGCAGAAGAUUCUCUACUCGAUGGAGAGCAACAACAUGUUGCUCGACCACAACGAAUCGCAGCAAUUUGCGCGCGCGGAGAGCGCCAGUGAGCUAUCGUAUUUCGGUUACUAUGACAGCCUGAAUAACAGCCGCAAUGGGUCGGGCAACGGGUCGCUCUUCACCGAAGAGUUCCCCUGGGAGAUGGUGCCGAUGAUUGGAACUGCGGUCGUGUUGGGAUUAUUAAUUUUGGCGACGGUUAUUGGGAAUGUUUUUGUGAUUGCGGCGAUUUUGUUGGAAAGGAAUCUGCAAAACGUCGCCAACUAUUUGAUUCUAUCACUGGCGGUGGCUGACCUGCUUGUUGCAUGCCUGGUGAUGCCCUUGGGGGCGGUCUACGAGGUGAGCCACGAGUGGACGCUCGGCCCCGAACUCUGCGACAUGUGGACGUCCAGCGAUGUGCUCUGCUGCACCGCAUCGAUAUUGCAUCUCGUUGCCAUCGCGCUCGACAGAUACUGGGCAGUAACAAACAUAGACUAUAUUCAUCACCGCACAGCAAAACGCAUUGGUAUAAUGAUCCUGAUUGUAUGGUGUGUUGCCUUCCUUGUGUGUAUUGCACCACUACUCGGCUGGAAAGACCCAGGCUGGAGUCAACGCAUCGAAGAUAACAAGUGCAUCGUUAGCCAGGACAUCAGCUAUCAAAUAUUCGCAACUGCGAGCUCCUUCUAUCUUCCACUGAUGGUUAUACUUAUACUCUACUGGCGUAUAUUCCAAACAGCACGCAAACGCAUCCGCCGUCGACAGAUUCUGACGCAAGCGGCUGAGACUAAGGAUAAUCCCGCGAUGUGCGGUAUUGCGGGUGGCCUAGCUGGGGCGAGCGCGUCUGGUGGCAUAGCUGCAGCUGUGGUGACAAUUAUCGGCCGACCAUUGCCGACUAUUUCCGAAACAACAACCACUGCGUUCACAAAUGUUUCUUCGAAUAAUACAAGUCCAGAAAAAGCUUCCUGCGCUAAUGGUUUAGACGAUCCACCUACAACUACAGACGGGGAUAAUCCUUACCCAGGUGGGCCGCAACACGUAGUCAAAAGAAAAAGUAAUAAAUAUUCAGCGGAUUCAAAGCGUGAGCGCAAAGCGGCGAAAACCCUGGCGAUUAUCACAGGUGCAUUCGUCAUUUGCUGGUUACCAUUCUUUGUAAUGGCUGUACUCCUACCAAUUUAUAAAGAUCUCUUUGAGGAGUAUGUUAUCUCACUGUUUUUAUGGCUGGGAUACUUUAACUCCACGCUGAAUCCGAUUAUUUACACGAUAUUUAGUCCGGAGUUUCGCCAUGCGUUUAAAAAGAUUCUUUUCGGAAGGAAUUACGCACGUAGGAGGCAGAAACAGUUUAAUAUCAAGCACUUCCAAUGAUGUCGGCAGAGUGACGUCUUGUCGCCGGAGCCGCCGCUGUCGGCGCGGCUCGCCGUCAACGUCGCCGUGACGGCUGUCGUGUCGGGGCCGCGUAAUGUCACCUUCAAGUGCGACUGAUCCGAGGACAAGAGGUCACGCUACCUGGUCGUGCCCAGCAACAUUGACUGCGAUCCAACCAGCAGCUGCAUGGAUACAGAGAUUACGGAAGUGAUGGUUCCCACGCAUGCGCAGAACAAACGAGUUACUUUCGAGAUGAAAGAAUUUACGUGAUAAAAAUUGAUGUGUAAUGUGAAAAUUCAAAAAAAAAAACGCAGAACAAUCAAUACAACAUUUAACCUUAAAUGAUUUUAGGUUAGGUUAUAGGUUAUAGCAAUAAUUGAUGUGGAUACAAGUGUGUAUAUAAUAUCAUACCAUUUGUAGAAUAUUCAGUUGAAAUGUAGGCAACACACAUUACAUAUUACAUCGUAUUGUAAAUAACCUUAAUAUGCAAACUGACCAAAACUAAUGAAAAAUAAUUUGAAUAUUCAUACUCCAAAUUACCACGUGUGAUAUUAAUAUUUGUACAUAUUACAUAUGUGUAUACAGGGUGUUCCGCCCCUUAAAAUUCAAGAAAUGACUUAAAAACUUAAUCCACCAUCAAAAAAAACAAGAUUUUAAAAUAAUGUUGCGUAAAUAAAAUAAUUAAAUCAAUUUUUAAACAAAUGUUAAUGGAAUAAAGAAAUCUAAAUGUGGUUUAAUCCUACAAGUCUAUAAAUACCGCAAACAAACGUCUUGGAUGUGAUCUACAAUCAUUAUCUGACUUAAAUAAUUGUUGCAUCUGCAGAUCUACACAAAAUGUGAUGUUAAAUUAAGUGAUUAUGUUAGUAUCUAAUGUGUAUUUUAUUUGUUUAUUUGUUUGUUCAUUUCGGAAUGCACUUUCAAUUGUUAUGGUAACGUAUAAGCAAAAAAUGCGAAUUAUAAAAUGCUGUGAUCGAAUCGAUUCAUAAGAAUAUUUUUGUAUCGCAUCUUAAUUAUUCUAUUGGUUAAUUGGCAAUGGAUGAACAGGGUGUUUGUGAUUGAAUAUUUCAUAAUUUUUAUUUUUAUUUUUGUGCAUAAGAAAUGUUCCAAUCUUGAAAAUGUAUAAAUGUCACAUAACCACAGUGUAUAUAAUCAGGAGUAGGUGUGUAUCUCGAAUAUGAAAGAGGAAAAUGUACUGCUUGAGCCCGUAGUGCAUUUUACUGUUUUCAUGUCGCCUUAACGAAAGACUCAUCGUGUAAAUUAUGAAGCGCAUUAUACGAGUGGUAGUGGUGGAGUAGGUAAUGUUCCCGUUGUAAAAUAAAUCUCACACGCAUCAGUUUCUGUGUAAUAUACAUGUGAAUACACUCCCGUAGGUAGUAGAUUAUAAAUAUUUAUGAUGUUUGUAAAUUUCAAAGAAAUGUAUGUUUAAUACCUGAUGUACUUACCGAACAAUGUAAAUCGCAUUCAUUAUAUUAAUAAAUUAUAAUAAUAAAUGUAUUUUUCAUAUAAAAA
Dalotia coriaria is the source of this 3639-nucleotide messenger RNA. Its product is annotated as 5-hydroxytryptamine receptor-like. Gene Ontology annotation, cellular component: dendrite; plasma membrane. The record is from RefSeq and is a predicted model, not a curated record. Gene Ontology annotation, molecular function: G protein-coupled serotonin receptor activity; neurotransmitter receptor activity. The transcript is spliced from 4 exons. NCBI's taxonomy places the organism in Eukaryota, Metazoa, Arthropoda, Insecta, Coleoptera, Staphylinidae. Bases 472 to 2130 code for a protein of 552 amino acids. Gene Ontology annotation, biological process: G protein-coupled receptor signaling pathway, coupled to cyclic nucleotide second messenger; chemical synaptic transmission.